AUGUAUAUUCUGACAUCAACAGAUUAUUUUACUAAGUGGGUGGAGGCUAUCCCCACUAAGAAGGCGAACUCAGAGGUAGUAUGUGAUUUUCUCAAAGAUUGCAUUUUAGUUCAUUUUGGGGUUCCUCAGAAGAUUGUCGCAGAUAAUGCAUCAUAUUUCUCUUCUGAGGAAUUUACCAUGUUCUAUUAUGAACAUAAAAUUACUCUUUCACACUCUUCUGAUUACUUCCUACAAGGUAAUGGGUUGGCAGAAUCGAGCAACAAGAACCUGGUAGCAAUCAUGAAGAAGUUAGUUGAUGAUAAUGCCCGGAAUUGGCAUACAAAGUUAUAUGAAGCCUUAUGGGCAGAUAGAAUUACCCCUAAAAGAGCAAUUGGAAUGGAUGUUGAUGAGAAGACCGAGAGAUGGAUUGUUGAAAUUGCUUCCUAUAAACCCAAGGAUGUAUGUAAAGAAAUAAAUGCAGAAGAUUUUGAGGUUACCAAAGUAGAUCUCGGAAACAUGAGCAGGGACUCUGAUAACCGCGUUUUCAAUGUGACGACUAAGAAAAUAUUCACCAGGUCAGAGAAAGACAGACAAGAGAAAAAGGAACCAAAAUGA
Messenger RNA from Cryptomeria japonica (Japanese cedar), 594 nucleotides. RefSeq lists its product as uncharacterized. Gene Ontology annotation, biological process: DNA integration. Bases 1 to 594 code for a protein of 197 amino acids. Gene Ontology annotation, molecular function: nucleic acid binding. The transcript has a single exon. The record is from RefSeq and is a predicted model, not a curated record. NCBI's taxonomy places the organism in Eukaryota, Viridiplantae, Streptophyta, Pinopsida, Cupressales, Cupressaceae.